AUGACACCUUCUCAAACGCUUAUCACUCUCUUCAUCUUUUCUAUUUUAAGCUUCUCUCACGCGACUACAGCUCCUCCCAAACUGCCAAAACCAAAAGCCAUUCACCUUCCGAUUAGAAAAAAUCAAACAACUUCCCAGUACUACACCACAUUUGUGUCUGGACACCCUGAGUCACCUACCAUAAUUGAUGCAUUGAUUGAUCUUGGAUCACCAUCUGUUUGGUUUGAUUGUACAUCCUAUGUGUCGUCUUCAUAUAAUCGAAUAGCAUGUGGUUCAAGUAAAUGUAAGAAGGCCAAGGGGUCAUUUUCCUGUUUAACGUGCGACUCGACUCCUAGACCAGGGUGCUCCAACAACGCAUAUGGUAUCUUCGUUUACAACCCUAAUCCAAAUUACUUAACGAUUCAAGAGCUUGGUGAAGAUACAAUUACCGUAUACUCCACAGACGGUGCGUAUGUUUGGUUUAGUUACGACGCACCCAAAUUCCAAUUCGCUUGCGCAGAUUCGGUCACCGCAGAUGGCUUACCUGGUCACAAUACUAAAGGGUUGGUUGGCCUUGCAAGAAACGAAAACUCACUUCCAUCACAACUUUCAUCCUAUUUUAAGUUGGCUAAAAAAUUUACACUUUGUUUACCUUCAUCAUCUGAGAAUGGAUUGGGGGAUAUAUUCAUUGGUGGAGGUCCAUAUUACAUGCUUCCUAGCAUCGAAGAUCAAUCGCUGUCACUAGUAACCACCCCGCUUGUUUUCAAUCCGAAUGGCCCCCGUCUUCUAUCUGACGGAGAACUUUCCUAUCAGUAUUUCAUCAAUCUCAAAAACAUUGAAAUCAGCGGUAAACAUGUAGCUUUUAGUCCAUCUCUGCUAUCUUUUGAUAUAAAUGGAGUUGGGGGAACAAAGAUUAGUACUACAAUACCUUAUACGAUUUUGCACUCAUCCAUUUAUAAAAGCCUUGUUCAAGAUUUCAUAAAGGAAUCAUCACUGAAGAAAAUCAAAAGGGUACAAUCUGUCGCACCUUUUGGGGCGUGCUUUGACUCAAAGACUGCUCCCAAUACGAUAACUGGACCAGCAGUUCCAAAUAUCGACCUUGUUUUGGAAGGCAGUAAUGUAAGGAUGAGACUGUAUGGUGCAAACUCAAUGGUGGAAGCCAAGAAGAAUGUAAUAUGUCUUGCAUUUAUUGAUGGAGGAGUUGAGCCAACAACAUCUAUUGUCUUAGGUGGGCAUCAGUUAGAGAACUAUGUUCUAGAGUUCGAUCUAACUGCAUCAACACUCGGACUCUCUUCGUCUCUUCUGCUCAAGAACACAAGUUGUUCCCAUAGCAGGGUAUAUUAA
Molecule: messenger RNA, 1323 nt
Organism: Lactuca saligna
Lineage: Eukaryota; Viridiplantae; Streptophyta; Magnoliopsida; Asterales; Asteraceae
Source: the annotation of a GenBank genome assembly